This is a messenger RNA of Trichoderma aggressivum f. europaeum, 2925 nucleotides long. RefSeq lists its product as uncharacterized. Gene Ontology annotation, biological process: chromatin remodeling. The record is from RefSeq and is a predicted model, not a curated record. The transcript has a single exon. Bases 1 to 2925 code for a protein of 974 amino acids. Lineage: Eukaryota; Fungi; Ascomycota; Sordariomycetes; Hypocreales; Hypocreaceae. Gene Ontology annotation, cellular component: cytoplasm.
AUGAACGUGGUGGAAGAUUGCGUUAAAUGUCUAAGCAUCCUCAUCGUUCACGGGUGGAAGUCUAGAAUAUCAGGCCAGCUGGUACAACAGAUUUUCAGCUUUCUCAUAUUCAUCAUCGAUGGCGUUCCGGGAUCCCCCAAGAGAGACAUCCCCGAAGAGACGGUUCUCGAGGCGUUCCGGGCCGAAACCGCGCUGCUCACUACCGCAGCAUCGUCGGCUACGGCGGCGGCGGGCCUCUCCCAAUCAGAGUCCAUGCCAGCGCUGGGCCAUGGGAUUACAGUCAUGCUGGACGGAGUUUCGGAGGGUGCAAAUGCAGAGGUUCAGCGCGAGGCACUGAGGACAUUGGAAGCCGUCUAUGGAGCUAUCAAGGAGCAUGCUGCGCUGGCCAGUUUUCUCCCAGGAACAAUCUCAUCAUUUGCAACGGUGUUAUCGAAACCUUCUCGAUAUAAGAAGCUGGUAAUAGCAAAAUGUCUGGAGACUGUGCGAGUGGUCCUAACACGGGUGCUGUCCGACCUGCGGACGAGAUCCAUUAUCGCCAAAGAAGCCGAAAGUCAGAGCGAUGCCGGCAAGUCCAAAGUUCUCAGCCCGGCAUGGCUAAAGGCUACCGUGGCCCAGGUCCAGGUGGCUCUGUCGGUGAUGAUGAGGCUACGGACGCAUGAAGCGCCUGAAGUCCGUGAGGCUCUGGGGCGACUGUGCAUAACUUUACUGGACGAAUGCCAUACUACCCUAUCAAAUUGCACGACCAUCCUCGUCGAGACAUCAGUGAUUCUUGACCAAGGAUCUGACCAAGACUCCAUGACCGAAACGAGCCUGGGAUACCUGGUAAAUAUAUAUCCCGAACUGGGCGAAUGCAUCAAAUCAACAGUCUACAACUGGAUGUCGAGCCUUCCUCGCCUAGUGCAGGCAAGUGAUGAGAAGAUCAAAGAGCAAGCAGUCUAUAAUCUGACCAAGGGAAUUGGGAUGUUGCGAAGUCUAAGAAUCGAGUCGUCAACGCUCGAUGAUUCAAUUAGCAGUACUUUGAGAGAGAGCAUAAUGGCAAUCGUCAGUACGUCAAAAACACAUCAGACCAAUACCAACAGCCCUGUACUACUGCUCGAUGACGGGUCUUCGGCUUCGGUCACGACAAGUGAACCGCAAUUCCAGCCAGUUCUAUUAGGCCACGAAGGGCAGAGAAGGCUAAAGAGCGAGAUUUCAAGUCUCGUAUGGACUGUUGGCUCCAUAUCCCAGCAUGCCGCAAUCGCGGCGAACAUGCUAGAUUGUGUUCGAGAAUCAACAUCUCUCAAUCAGCUGACUGCGUAUUGGCUGUGCUUUGAGCUAAUCAAGGCCUCACAUGUCGGCUCCGAAGAUACGGACGCGCUGCUCGAUCUAUCAGCAUUUAUUGACCAAUCAGAAGAUGUAAAUCAAGUCUUUGACGAGCUAUACGACUUUUCAGUUCAAGUACUAGACUCACACACCGAGGUGGCACAGGUUGACUGGCGUUUGGAAGCCAUUGCUCUCGAGAUAAUGGCCUAUGCUGCACAUAGAUCAGGUGACAAGUUUAGACCAGAGCUCAUUGACGUGCUAUUCCCCGUUGCCACGUUCCUGGGCUCGGAUAACGGCAACCUGCAGCAACAUGCCAUUGCCACGCUAAACAGCAUAGCACAGUCUUGCCAGUAUUCCAACGUCUCAGAGUUGAUCAUUGACAACGUCGACUAUAUGGUCAACUCGGUCUCGCUGCGGCUGAACACGCUGGACAUCUCCCCGGCAUCCACACAGGUCCUGCGAAUGAUGGUGCAGCUGGCUGGACCUCGCCUGGUGCCGUUCUUGGACGACGUCGUCGAGUCCAUGUUUGCUGCUCUGGAAAACUAUCACGGAUACGCAUCUUUCGUGGAGAGCCUCUUCUCCGUCUUGAAGGAGAUUGUGGACCAGGCCACCCACGCAGAUGGCCGGCUCUUGACCGACGCCGAGCGGUCGUCCACCAACCACAAGAAACAGGCACAAGCGAUAGAGAGCCUAGAUAUGCUUCUUGAAAUCCUCGACAGGCGCAAACAGAGAGAAGAACGUGAUAGGGCCGAGAUGGAAAACACAGAGGCCAAGAGCGGACACCCCGGGGUCCCAUGGACGAGCGACCUGGCCCAGGGACAAGACGACCAAGAACAAGAAGGACCCCCAAAAGAACAGGAAAAACCGCCAAACUCGCCCACGUACCAGCUUGUCCAGCGCGUGGCGACGCUCACGCAGCACUACUUGACAUCGCCGACCCCGACGCUGCGAAGGUCCCUACUGGAACUCGUCUCCGCGGCAUCGUCCGUCCUCGCCGCCGACGAAGAUUCCUUCUUACCCCUCGUCAACGCCAUCUGGCCCGUGGUCAUCACCAGGCUCCGCGACCCGGAGACCUUUGUCGUCGUCGAGGCUUGCGAAACGCUCUCCGGACUGUGCAAGGCGGCGGGUGACUUCCUCAGCACCCGCUGGAAAACAGAAUGGUGGGACGGACUGGGUGAUUGGUGUCGCAAAGCUAAGCAGAAUGCGUCUAGGGACAAGGGACGCUCCAACAUCCCCCUCUCGCAAUCUAGAUCAGGGAAGGAUAUCGUGAUUCCUAUACGAUCGGGCGAUGGCUUUCAGGUUGCGCCAAGGGCCGUCGGUGGGACGGAACAGGCGCUGAGCGGAGGCCUCGGCCAGCAUGCGUCCCCGGUGAGGAUUUGGGAAGCGGCGGUGAAGCUGCUCACGGCAAUCAUCUCGUACGUGCGUGUAGAAGACGAAAUGUUUGAUGAGAUCCUGGACCUUUUGGCGGAUAUCAUGGAAAAGAACCGGGAAGUGAGGGAGGCUUUGGAGGUUAUCAACCCCGAUGCCGUCUGGGCCGUGAGAUAUGAGCGCGGGCUUGUCGAAUGGACUCCCGCUCCGGUGCUGGAGGGCGUAGUAUUUCCAGAGAUGGAAAGGAUAUCUUGA